Camelus dromedarius (Arabian camel) is the source of this 646-nucleotide messenger RNA. Its product is annotated as large ribosomal subunit protein uL11-like. Gene Ontology annotation, molecular function: structural constituent of ribosome; large ribosomal subunit rRNA binding. Gene Ontology annotation, cellular component: ribosome; cytosolic large ribosomal subunit. Gene Ontology annotation, biological process: translation. The record is from RefSeq and is a predicted model, not a curated record. NCBI's taxonomy places the organism in Eukaryota, Metazoa, Chordata, Mammalia, Artiodactyla, Camelidae.
UAAGAGGAAGGGAUAAAGGGGGUGAAGAUGAGCAUCAAUGGAGGCAAGUUUGUACAAAAAGAGACAUAGCUUUUGGCUUUUGGCUCAAAGGAGUCCAAGGUGCAACUUUCUUCAGUUGUCCCGAAUUCGGGUUCAUCACACAGACACCACACCUCCACCAUGACAGCCCAGCAAGAUCAAAGUCUUAUACCUGGGGUGCAUCCCUGGGGAAGUCAGUGCCACCUCUGUCCUGGCCCCCAAGAUCGGCCCCCUGGGUCUGUCUCCAAAAAAGGUUGGUGAUGACAUCACCAAGGCAACUGGUGAUUGGAAGGGUCUGAGGAUUACAGUGAAACUGACCACUCAGAAGAGACAGGCCCAGACUGAGGUGGAACCUCUUGCCUCUGUCCUGAUCAUCAAAGCCCUCAAGGAACCACAAAGAGACAGAAAAAAGCAGAAACACAUGAAGCACAGUGGACGCUUCACUUUUGAUGAGAUUGUCAGCAUUGCCGGACAAGUGCGGUGCCCGUCCUUAGCUAGAGAACUCUCUGGAACCACUAAAGAGAUCCCGGGGACUGGCCAGUCUGUGGGCUGCAAUGUUGAUGGCCACCACCCUCACAGCAUCAAAGGUGACAUCAACAGCGGUGUGGUGGAAAGCCCAGUGAAUUAA